AUGGAAGGCUCAAACAAAGGUGAAGGCAAGAAAAAAAAUGUAGGGUCCGGUUCGAAGGCGAGGGCUCAAGAUAAACGCGGUGGUUCGGGUGGUUCUAGUGUGCCGUUUCAUCCCCAACUUGGGUUUGACAAUCAAACCCAACCUCCAUUUUUUUUAAACCAACCCAUUCAUCCAAAUUUCGGUUAUGAUAGCCAGCCCCUCCAAAAUUGGAUGCAACAUGGUCCGACGAUGAUUCGACCCGGUUAUUAUGAUUACUCCCUAGACGCCCAAAAUGCUUUUGACCCGUUUGCUUUUCAAACCCCAAGCUCACAAUCACCGAAAUACAUACAAGAUGACUCCGAUGAAGAGUUCGUGCCGGACACCCAAGAGCAACAUUAUGAGGAUGAAGAUGUUGCGGUUCAAGAAAAUCCCGUGAACCAAAAUGAAGCCGCACCGGAAAGAAGAGGAAAAGCGAAACGGGAAAAUUGGACGCCAAAACAAGAAGAGGCGUUGGCAAAGGCUUAUGUUCAUUGGACUUUAAAUAAAAAGAAAGGCAAUCAACAAAAGACGGAUGGUUUUUGGAAGCAAGUUCUAAACCACUUCAAUCAAACGGUUGGAGGAAGUAACCGAACCCACCACCAAGUUCGAUCAAAAUGGCUCGCGAUACAAACAAAAUUGAACACAUUCAACGGUUUAUAUCAUCAAGCGGAUCGUUUACGUCCUAGCGGGAGUGAUGAUUCUUUUGUAAUGAAGCAAGCGCUAAAGGAUUACAAAAGCAAAGAAGGAUAUGACUUUGCUCAUAUUGCGGCUUGGGAGGUUGUUAGAACAAAUCAAAAGUGGUCGUCGGUACCCUUGUUGGGUGAAGAAAGCUCCGGCUCGAGUCAAAAAAGAAAGUCUUCAUAUUCGGGAAAUUAUAGAGCGGAUACACCAAAUGUCGAAGUCUCGAGCGGUAUUCCCGACAUAAACGAGGAUCCCUCGCCAAGAUGA
Molecule: messenger RNA, 966 nt
Organism: Helianthus annuus (common sunflower)
Lineage: Eukaryota; Viridiplantae; Streptophyta; Magnoliopsida; Asterales; Asteraceae
Exons: 2
Coding region: 1-966 (321 amino acids)
Source: RefSeq, a predicted model, not a curated record